Molecule: messenger RNA, 4687 nt
Organism: Sipha flava (yellow sugarcane aphid)
Lineage: Eukaryota; Metazoa; Arthropoda; Insecta; Hemiptera; Aphididae
Gene: CdGAPr
Product: GTPase-activating protein CdGAPr
Exons: 19
Coding region: 382-4641 (1419 amino acids)
Biological process (GO): small GTPase-mediated signal transduction
Molecular function (GO): GTPase activator activity; protein binding
Source: RefSeq, a predicted model, not a curated record
UUUAUGUGUUUUAUAUUUCAUGUGCUAGUUAUUAAAAUUUACUGAAACUUUUUUAUCAUUGGUGCUCUUAAAUAAAAUGUAUUCAUUUUAUGUAAUUUGUGUGUUAUUAAAACAUUAAUAUGUUAUACCUUAAUCGAUUUCUAAUUCAAUUGGAUCUACAAACAUUGUUUUUGUUAAAAUGAAAUCAAUGGACAUGUUAAUUUUAACAUUAAAGAGAGAGAAAAAUUAUGCUUACAGAACAUUUUCUGUAAAAAAUCACAAUAUCAAUCGUUAUAAUUACUCAAAUAUUUAUCCAGAAAAAUAACCUAAAUGGGAACUUUACAGUAUUCUUCUUAUCCAAAAAGGCAUAAAUAAUUAGUCAAUUUUCAGACAUCUCUCAAAAUGCCUGAACAUAUUCUAUUGAGUCGGAAUUCUGAAGGAAGAUCUUCUGGUAGUAGUAUAGUCAGCAAUGGAAGUAUGCGAGUGGCUACAUUACCUGUAACAUCAAUUGAUGAUGGAAAAUCUAGGUUCCCAAAGUUAGAAGAAUGUGCCCAUUUUCAUUAUGAACAUGUUGAGCUUGGACCAUUAAAAUUUGAUUUAAUUGAAGAAGAUGAACAAAAAUUUGGAAAUAUUGAUUAUGAUAGUGAUUGUUGGUUAACUAUUAAAGUUGAAUCACAAAAUACUGUUUGGGUCUUAAGACGUUCCUAUGAAAACGCUAGAACUCUUGAUCAUCAAUUGCAUAAAUGUGUUUAUGAUAGAAAAUUUAGUCUACUUCCAGAACUUCAACCUAUACCAAAUGAUUGUGAAAAUCUUAAUAAAUACGUAAAGGAAUUGAUUAGUAAAUAUUGUAAAAGAUUAUCUGAAAUAGCAGUAGGAAGUUUAAUUAAUUGUGGACCUAUACUUAGCUGGCUUGAACUUGAUAACCGUGGCCAUCAUCUUUUAGUUGCUGAUGGAGAUCAUUGUGCAAUAAACACUCCUGCUGUAGCUGCAGCUUAUUCAGUCAGAAAAUACACUGCACAUGCUUCUGAUGAAAUUUCAUUUGAUGUUGGAGAUAUAAUAUCUGUUAUUGAUAUGCCAACACCUGAAGAAAGUAUUUGGUGGAGAGGCAAACACGGUUUUUUAGUUGGCUUUUUUCCAUCUAACUGUGUAGCUGUUAUAACAGAUAAAAUUCCAAGAAAUCUUUAUAUAAACCCCCAAAUGUUACCAGUUUCCGAACCUACCAAAUCUGUAUUAAGAAAACAUGGCAAACUGAUAUCAUUUUUUCGAUCUUUUAUAUUAUCAAGACCAACUCGAAGAACAUUGAAACAAUCUGGAAUUCUAAGAGAAAGAGUUUUUGGAUGUGACUUGGGUGAACAUCUUCUAAAUUCUAAAAGAGAUUUACCAGAUGUGUUAACUAGUUGUGCUGAGUUUAUUGAAAAAUUUGGAAUUGUUGAUGGUAUAUAUAGACUUUCUGGAGUUACAUCAAAUAUUCAAAGAUUGAGAUCAACAUUUGAUGAAGAUAAAGUUCCAGCUCUGUGGGAAGAUGAAUCAAUAAGGCAGGACAUACACAGUGUGGCUUCAUUGUUGAAAUUAUAUUUUAGAGAAUUACCAAAUCCAUUAUGCACUUAUCAGCUUUAUGACUCAUUUGUAAAUGCUGUACAAUCAGUACCUGAGAAAACAACUGAUGUAAGAUUACAACUUAUGCGAGAAACAGUUCAAAAGUUACCACCACCUCAUUUUAGAACAUUGGAGUACUUGAUGAAACAUUUGUCUCGAGUGGCUGCUCUUGGUGAGCAAACAGGUAUGACAGCAAAAAAUGUUGCAAUUGUUUGGGCACCAAAUUUAUUAAGAAGUAAACAACUGGAAAAUGGAAGUGGUGUUGCUGCCUUACAUGGUGUUGGCAUUCAAGCUGUCGUAACCGAAUUUUUAAUCCGAUAUACAGAGUAUAUAUUUAGUCCUAUUCCUAAUGUUGGAGCAAAAUUACCACCUACUAAAGGUACUCCCAAGAAGUCUAGACCUAAAUCAUUAGCAAUAUCUACUCAGACCAAACUUUUAACUCUUGAAGAAGCUCAAAGUCGUGUUUUAAAAAAAACUGAUCCUAAUUAUAUUGAAGUUGGUGGUGGUCCUUCUUGUUUGCCUGAAAAAUAUCAUACGGUUAUUGAAUUACCUACUAGAAGAUGUAACACUAAUAAAAGACGUUCCCCAUUGAAGUGGAAAUCAUUCUUUACUCGUGGUGGAAGUAGUAUUUCUCUUGGCACACCACCUCUUCGUAAAAAGUCUGAACCAAACAUAAUACCUUUUCAAAACCUGGAAUCCAAAGAAUGUGUACGCCAAAGUAUGGCUGAAGGUAUGAAUGUACAAGAUACAUCUACUAAGUCUUCCAAGAUAAUUGGCGAAACAAUGUCUUUAAAGGAAAUUAAAGGAACACCUCCUUGUUCUCCUCCUCGUUUAUGUGGUUCUAACUCAAUUGGUCAUAAUCGUUCAAUUUCACAUGAUUCUUAUUUUGAUCAACUUGCUGAUCAAGAAGAAUUGGAUGUAUCACCUUUACAUCACCCAAGCCAAGAAGAUUUAAGUGAUUUACGAGUUAAUUUUGAUUUGGACGAUUCCGAUAUGAGAGUAUUUUCAGAUGAAGAUACAAAUCAUAUUUUCAGUAAUCGAUCAAGUAUGGAACAUAUUCAAAAUAUAACAACAAAUAAUGCAAAUAAUUUAAAUAGUAGUACUAAACGUUUACCAGUAUUAGCACAUGCAGAAGAUUCAUUGAGUGCUGAUCCAUCACCUAAAAAAAUUAAAACAACGGAUUCAAACAAGGAUAGCGAUCAUACAAAAAAUAAUAGAUUAUCAUAUCUAGAAGAGCGAUUUGCUUCAUCUGAUAUUCGAUUUAUUGAUAGUCAAUCUCCUGAACAUAUGACUGUAGCUGCAGACGUUCUUAUAGAAUGUGAUCAAGUAAUGACUGAUGUUGAUAGCAAUGAAACAGGUACUGGUUCAUUGUCUACUACUACCACACCUACACUUUCAUAUUGUCCUUUAUCAGAAGAUAGUUAUAGUGAUCUAAAUACUACUCCGGGUUCCCAUAAAACUGGAAUUGAUUUUACUGUAUCGUCUGAUAUUUUAACUAAAAAUCUUUUGACUACUCCUCGAAAUCGACUUAGUUUUCAAGGAGACUUAAAGAGUAGAAGUCUAUCUAAUGAUCGACGUAGUUAUCAAGAAAUUAAAUUAGCAAAUGUACGAGAUAAUUGCCAUAGUGAAUCUUUUAAUAACAAUAAAAUUGAAGAUAAAGUGAAAUCAGAUACUUCAAUUUUAUCUGAAUCUCUUAGUUGCUCACCAAAAAAAGAAGAAUCUGUGUAUGAAAUUGUUAUAGGUAAUAAUUAUGAACGAUUAGGUCAUAAAAAUUCAAUUUUUAACCAAGAAGACUCUAGUUAUGAAGAAGUAAUACCAUCAUGUAAAAGUUCUAAUGAUUCUGCUGACAACUUGAAUUUUGAGACUGAAAAAUCUACUGAAAAUAUUCAUUAUGAGACAUUAGUUGUUUCUAGCCCAGAAUCUUGUAAUUCUAGUCAACGUGAAAUGUCAGUUUCUCCUCAGGAUAAUUUAGAGUAUACAAAUUUAAAAAGUAGGGAAAUACUAAAUGAUCAUAAAUGUUUAGAUAAUAAUGGUUAUUUAAUAUCUCCUACAAAUGAAGAUACUGAAAUGUUAUUACAAGAUGUAUACAAAACAGAAAUAUUAUCUACUGAAAAAGAUGAACAGUUAAAAAAUCUUGAAAAUAUAAAUGAUAAAAUAAACAAUGGAAAAUGUUUAGUAAUGUCAACUGAUGAAGUUUCUGAGAGUAAAUUAGAUUUAUUUUUAGAUUCAAAUAGACGGAAAUUUGAAUCAGAAAUAGGAAGAGAUAUAGUUCAUGAAAGACGUAUGAGGAAAGAGUUAAUGGAUAAUUCAAGUUCUACUGGCAAUAAGGAAAAUUCAACCAAUGAUCAAGAGUCUUUGUCUAAAACUGAUUCUAAUAAAUUAAAAAGUUGUUCUAUGUCAAUAAAAAAUAAACGACUUCGUAACAAUUGUCAACAUGUUACUACUACAGUUUCAUUAGAUGCUUUUAGUUUUCCUAGUGAUAAUCAAAAUUUAGAACGUGUAAAAACAUCUCCAAAUCUUAUAAGUUCAGACAUUAGUAGUCAGAAAUCUGAUAUGUCUAGUGAAAUGGAUGCAACAAGACGAGAACGCAUUGAUCGUUAUAAAGAAGAACGUCGAUUAGCUCUCCGUGAACGUUUUAAAACAUCUGAAACCAUUCAACAUGAUGAUGACAUAAUUAAACGAUUAAGAGCAAAAUCUUUGAAAUCACCUGAUGAAUGCACUGACAAAAAUAGUAAUGUAUCUAUUAAACCAAAACGUUUAGUAAAAAUAUCCACAUAUGAUAAACGUGACAUAGUAUCAUCUGAUUCUGGACAAAAAGAAUGGUAUACACGAAGUUUAGAGCGUAAUAAAUGUACUAAAAUUGAAACGAAAGGUUUAGUAGCAUCAAGAGUAAAUCAAUUGAUUGGUUUCACUUCUUCAGAUGGAAUUAAUAACCAAAAUACUUUUAAAACAGUUAUAGAAAAAUCAACUUCCAAUUCAGUGAGACAACGAGCACACAGUACCAGUGAUAGACCAUCUCAGUUUUGUAUAAAAGAUAUGGCUGCAUUUUUUGAACAAAAACAAUAAAAUUAUUAUUAUUCAAUUUGAUAAACUUAUAUUUAUUAAUAGUAUG